Molecule: messenger RNA, 4465 nt
Organism: Pygocentrus nattereri (red-bellied piranha)
Lineage: Eukaryota; Metazoa; Chordata; Actinopteri; Characiformes; Serrasalmidae
Gene: chrna1
Product: cholinergic receptor, nicotinic, alpha 1 (muscle)
Exons: 9
Coding region: 134-1510 (458 amino acids)
Biological process (GO): chemical synaptic transmission; monoatomic ion transmembrane transport; nervous system process
Cellular component (GO): synapse; postsynaptic membrane; neuron projection
Molecular function (GO): acetylcholine-gated monoatomic cation-selective channel activity; transmembrane signaling receptor activity
Source: RefSeq, a predicted model, not a curated record
GUCGCUAAUGCCUCAGAAAAACGAGCCCUGGCUUCUCAAGUAGCCUAAGGAGAGGAUAAGAAAGAGUAAGUAGGUCAGACAAAGACAAAUGACCUGAGUUGGUAUUUAUUAAGCUCCUAACAGCAAAAAGAAGAUGAAGCGUUCAGUCGUUCCUCGAGUGACUGGGAUACUUCUUGCUCUGUUUGGUCUAGGUCUGUGCUCCUCUGAUGAGACGAAAUUGGUGAAAGAUCUGUUUAAAGGUUAUAACAAGGUGGUUCGACCUGUAAGCCAUUUCAGUGAGGCUGUAGUAGUGACUGUAGGCCUCCAGCUCAUUCAGCUCAUCAGUGUGGAUGAAGUUAAUCAGAUUGUCACCAGCAACGUGCGUCUUAAACAGCAAUGGAAGGAUGUGAAUCUGCACUGGAACCCAGACGACUAUGGUGGGAUCAAAAAGGUCCGGAUUCCCUCUACUGACAUCUGGAAACCAGAUUUAGUGCUUUAUAACAAUGCUGACGGAGACUUUGCCAUCGUGCAUGAGACUAAGGUUUUACUGGAGCACACCGGGUUGAUCACAUGGAAUCCUCCAGCCAUCUUUAAGAGCUACUGUGAGAUUGUGGUGCUUCACUUCCCCUUCGACCUGCAGAACUGCAGCAUGAAACUCGGCACGUGGACAUAUGAUGGCAACCUAGUCGUCAUCAACCCGGACCAUGACCGGCCAGACCUCAGUAACUUUAUGGAGAGUGGCGAGUGGGUGAUGAAGGACUACAGGAGCUGGAAACACUGGGUGUAUUAUGCCUGCUGUCCGGACACACCUUACCUGGACAUUACCUACCACUUCCUCAUGCAGAGACUGCCUCUCUACUUCAUUGUUAAUGUCAUCAUCCCCUGCAUGCUCUUCUCCUUCCUCACCGGCCUGGUGUUCUACCUGCCCACUGACUCUGGUGAGAAGAUGACCCUCAGUAUCUCUGUCCUGCUGUCUCUGACUGUGUUUCUGCUGGUCAUCGUGGAGCUGAUCCCGUCCACCUCCAGCGCUGUUCCGCUCAUAGGCAAAUACAUGCUCUUCACCAUGAUCCUUGUCAUCGCCUCCAUCAUCAUCACCGUUAUUGUCAUCAACACGCACCACCGCUCACCCAGCACACACACCAUGCCCCCCUGGGUCCGCAGGAUCUUCAUCGACACCAUCCCAAACCUCAUGUUCUUCUCCACCAUGAAGCGUCCAUCUCAGGAGAGGAGGGAGAACCGCUCCUUCCCUCCAGACUUUGACAUUUCAGACAUCUCAGGCAAACCCGUGCCCGCCUCUGUCACCUUCCAGUCGCCCAUCAUCAAAAACCCAGACGUGCGCAGUGCCAUCGAGGGCGUCAAAUACAUCGCUGAAACCAUGAGGGGUGAUGAAGAGUCCAACAAUGCUGCAGAAGAGUGGAAGUUCGUUGCCAUGGUGCUGGAUCACAUUCUGCUGUGCGUGUUCAUGGCGGUGUGCAUCAUCGGUACGAUGGGAGUGUUCGCUGGCCGGCUCAUCGAGCUCAACAUGCUCUGAGCCUGAAGGCCCAAGUGAAGCCUGGGGCUUGAGUUGGACACAUAGCCUCCGUCUCUCAGCCCCCUGCUGGGCUGUGGCAGACGAGAUAUCUGCUCGGAUCAGAUGUUAAUGGGCCGGUGGAGCCAAUUCGACUGCUGAAAAGAUCAGAUGCACACACAUCCAGGACAUACAAAAGCCUUUACUUUUCCUCCACUAACACAUUAACAAUACAUUUCAGACUUUACACAUAGUUUAUUGGUAGUUGUGAAGACUCAGAAUGGUUUGCUCAUAUUUAUCUGCAGUUCUUGCUAAUGGUGUGUGAUCUAAGCAUGUCGUUUGUCAGUCAUUUGUCUCUUGACAAAGACUUAAGGCGUCUGUGGUUGCCUUAGGCUCUUCAGUAUGUGCUUCAGUGUGUGUUGAUGUAUUCGUUGAAUAGGCUAGAUUGUAGAUUUCAGGUUAGAAUUACACAACAUUGUGUGAUUGACUUAAUUGUACAAUUGUGUUCGCAUACGCCACACCAAUGUAUAUUUGUUCCACAGCUUGCCUUUUUUCUUUACACUGUCGCUGAUGUUGUACAAGAGCAGUUAACUUUAACUCUCUUUCAAGUAUCUUGAAUGAAAUAUGCAUUAUGCUGGAUUUGUUAAUCAUUAUCACGAUUUUGGCUUUAAAUAGGCUGCUACAUACAAAUGAGCCCUCUAAACAAACAAACACAAUGUUCUUUACUGUAAGCUGUGAACAUUCUGACCAAUAACAGUUGAGUUUCUAUAUGAAUCAGGGUAUUCAAGUAAUCCAACAAAAGUGAAUUAUUUUGGUCAUUUUAGAGCAGUUAAAAUGCGUCACAUUAUGGAUUCAUCAAUAUGUUUUUAAUACAUUGCAAGUAGUAUAGCAAUAUCAUCGCAGUACUAUUCUAUUAUACCAUUCACCCCAAAACACCAAAAAAAAAGAAAAGAAAAAAGCAGCCGGACUCUUUUGAGAAGACUUGGUUGAGAUGUCUUUAAAGUUGUGAGUACAUUUGCUAAUUUAUUACAAAUCAGUGCGUAAAUUUGAUUAUCCAGUACUGAUUACUUAUUGUAAUGUCCUGACUGCAAAAAGGGUAAAGGAGUCAAUAAUCUGACAUUUGAGAUGGCCGUAAGAAUAUUUUCAUAUGAUUUAGCUUAUUUCUAGACAAGUUAAGUAAUCUUACCUAACAAAAUGGGCUUAUUGUAUUGGCAGAUAUUAUGUGUGUUUCAUUAUGUUUUGAAACAACAAAAUUAUCUGCCAAUAGAAUAAAACAAUUGAUUAUUAUCUACAUUAUGGGAAUUUCAUCCUCCCAUUAUAAGGAGCAUUUGAGACAGGACUGCUUUUUGAAUGAUGCAGAACACAGGACAGUCAGUUGGAACAGAGUACAUUUACAUACAUCAUUCUCAAAGGUACAUUAACAAAAAACAGCCCAUUUAAUUGAAAUAUAACUAUUUUUGGCACAUAAAAGCACAUAAACCAUAUAAGAAGGGGGCAUUGGGGGGAAAAAAUAAAAGGCAAGAUAAAUGCAGGUCCCUGAGGUGCCUUGCAUCUAAAAUGUCUAGAAAUAAGUUCAAUAAUAAUGAGAUAUAUUAGAUAUUUGACUAGAUUUGAGUUGUUUUCUGCAGAGCCCUGCUGGUGACAUCUCAUAUAAUUAAAAAUAAUGCGUGGUUGUGCUGUUUUACCACUUAAGAAUGAGAUCCUAAGGCGUGGCGAUGAUUUAAUAAGCCGUAGGAGUAAGAUCAUGCCUUAUUAAGCUGGGUCAAAGCUUAUUUAUCUCAUUGCCAUACCUCUCUAAGUUGUGGCCAUGCAUUAGGAUAUCAUUCCCAAGCCUUAAUAAGUCGUAGCCAUGCAUUAUUUUUAUUAAUAUAGGAUGUCGCCAGCAGGCCUCCAUAGUUUUCACCUGCCAUUACAUCAUUUUUUGCAGUACACUUUAAGCCUGGGCUCUUUGGCUGUUCAUUGGCAGGUGAGAUGUCGAUUUGCAUGAAUUUUUCUAUUGAUUUUUUUAACCUCUGUUCUGAUCAGUAAGAGCACUCUGGUCCAGUUAAACAAGGCAGUGGAGAGAUUUUUAAUGUGUAUGUUAUUCUGCACACUUGUGACAGCAAUAAAGGUCUAGCAAGGCUCAAAGAUCACAGGCCCCUGUUGCAGUUGCACUCCAAUCCAAAACUUUCCACUUGGUGCCUGGGGCAUUAUUUUUUAAGCUCUUGCUGAUGCUUGUAAUACGUUUUCGUAACUAUUUUGUCCAGAUUUGCGAUUUGUUGAAAAUGUUCACGACACAACAGUUCAGUUCAGGUUGUGUUAUUGAUGCAGGCUUGUGUGUGAGUUUCUCUGGAAAAGGAUUUCUUACUGAAGCAUAAUUUUGCAUUUUCAUUAGGUUUUGGGCAAAUAGAGCAGAGAACAUCAGCCAAAAGUACAGUAUCUGCUAAGUAAUACACUCCUGUAUGCAUUUAAGGCCUUCGUUUGAGCACCUAAAUUAAAGGGGAUUUUCUUUACAGUGGUGGUGAUAGGAACCAGGAGUCCAGAUAUCUACAACACAAAUAUAGCCAUUUUAUUUACUAUUCAAAACCAGCAGUGAACCUACCUUCUACAUUUCAUUAUUCACAACACAAAAAUCACUCUGCUUUUCAGCCCAUAGACAAAAUAAGACAAGAUGCUCACUGGGACUUUUCAGUCUCAUCCUUUCUUUUUUUUGCUUUCUUUUCUUAGCUCUGCUCUGUUCUCAUGUCUCCACCGGUCUCCUUCUCUCUCUGUGCUCUGCCACCUACUGAUGAGAGAGAUAGUCAUAAGUAGGCUGGCAGACACAAAGCACAGGCGAAUAUCAUCAGCUACUUAGCCCGCAGGUUCAGCCGGCCUGGCUCUCUGUCCGGCAUUUGGCGCUUGGCCAUGCCCCUUUCUCCACAACCGCUCAAAAGGGGUUCUUCUAUUGACACAAGUUUAACAUAGCAAUAGCAGAACCCUUUCAGUGCUAUAUAGAACACU